Messenger RNA from Gekko japonicus, 3139 nucleotides. Its product is annotated as complement C4-like. Lineage: Eukaryota; Metazoa; Chordata; Lepidosauria; Squamata; Gekkonidae. Gene Ontology annotation, cellular component: extracellular region. The annotation marks the transcript as partial. Gene Ontology annotation, molecular function: protein binding. Gene Ontology annotation, biological process: complement activation. The transcript is spliced from 22 exons. The record is from RefSeq and is a predicted model, not a curated record.
GCCUCGGUAUAUCUAGCGCCCACUGAGGGCAUCUGUUCUCCAGCAAUCGUGGGCCCAGCCCAGAGGAAGAAAGUGUCAGUUCCAGCGAAUUCGGCGGUACCCAUUCCCUUCAUUUUGGUCCCUAUGGGAACAAGCAACAUCCCCAUCACUGUUGUUGCCCACGGAGGAUGGGGGGCUGGGGACAGAGUUACCAAGACCCUACGAGUUGAGAGAGAAGGUGCCAUUCAAGUGGAGGAGUUCACCAUCCCUCUGGAUAACCCAGAUGGCCUCUCUAGAACUGAGGUGAUUUCAGGAGACGUGCCCCCCAACGCCAUUCCCGACGGGGACUUCAAGAUAAAUGUUCGUUUGACAGAUGGCCUCUCUAGAACUGAGGUGAUUUCAGGAGACGUGCCCCCCAACGCCAUUCCCGACGGGGACUUCAAGAUAAAUGUUCGUUUGACAGGAUCGGUGCCAACUGACACCCUGGAGAAUUCUCUGUCACCAGAGGGCCUGUCGAAAAUGCUGCGCGUUCCAGAUGGGUGUGGGGAACAAACCAUGGUACUGCUGGCCCCUGCGAUCUACGCCAUGCACUACCUGGACAAGACCGAGCUGUGGAUCAAGCUAAAACAGGAGAGCAAGCAAAAAGCUCUGGCAAACCUGCGCAUAGGCUACGAGCGAAUGCUCGAUUUCCGGAAAACGGAUGGAUCGUACGGGAUUUUUCUCUUUGUACCCAGCAGUACUUGGCUGACAGCUUUUGUGGUCAAGAUUUUUUCUCUGGCCCACGGUUAUCAGUCUGUUGAUGAGGCCGGGAUCCGAGAGUCAGUACAGUGGCUGCUGAGGAAGCAAAAAUCUGAUGGUUCCUUUGAGGAACCGGAACCUGUCUGGGACCGGGGCAUGCAGGGUGGCGUCGGUGGUGUGCACGAGCGUAUCUCCCUUGCGGCUUUUGUCACCAUUGCGCUGAAGCAAGCCUUGGUUGUCUAUGAGCUGAAGAAGGACGAUCCAAAGAAGGAAGAGAAGCAAGAGCAGCUGAGUCAAGUGAAACGAAGCUUAGCUCGGGCCACCUCCUUCCUGGCCCGCUCACUGGACGAUCUAUUUCUGGAUCCCUACCCUGUUGCCAUCUCCAGUUACGCCCUCUCGUUCGCUUCGGACAACCAGUCAGCCAUUGCUGCUGUCGAUGCCCUCCUGAGGAAGCUCGCCACGCAGGAUCAAAACAACACAGUGAUGUACUGGGCGGUGGAGGAGCAGGACCGACUGCAGGGGGAGAGGAAACGUUCCCAAGUGCCGUCGGCCUCUGCCAUCUCGGUGGAGGCCACGGGCUACGGGCUCCUUCACUUAGUGAAGCAAAAUUACACCCAAGCCGCCAGCAAGGUGGCUCGAUGGCUGACGGAGCAGCGGAACUACGGAGGCGGCUUCAAAUCGACCCAGGACACGGUUGUGGCUCUGGAAGCUCUCUCCCAAUAUUGGAUCAGUACCUACAAAAAGGAAGACAAUGAACUGAAAGUGACCCUCACUGUCCCUGGGAAAGGCUUGCCAUUCCAGAUGUCAUUUGGGAGGUCUGAUGAGGUCGUUGAGGAAGAGCUGCAGUUUACCUCCGGGAGUGACAUCCAUGUAAAGGUGGAAGGGAAAGGAAAAGGAACUCUGACUGUCCUGAAGCAAUUCCACGUCUUGGCAAUGCAGAACACCUCCUGCCAAACCCUCGGCUUAGAGGUGAAGCUGAGUGGUUCAGUUCAAUAUCAGCCGGACGCUUAUGAGUAUUACUACGAAUAUGAAGAUUAUGGCUCAGACAGCUCUGGGCCAGCACAACGGCCUGCUGACCAGCCGCUCUCGCCCAUCCAGUUGUUUGAUGCCCGGCAACGUCGCAGGCGGGAAGCCAAAGGACCCGGAAAGUCCCAAGAGAAAGUCGUUUACAACGUCUGUUUGUGGAGGCAACCAGGGGCACACGUCACAGGCAUGGUCAUUGUUGACAUCACCAUGCUCAGUGGCUUCGAGCCAAACAAGGACGACCUUGACAAGCUGCGAGAUCUCUCUGAUCGGUACAUCAGCCAUUGGGAGACCCAAGGACGACGGCUGCUCCUGUAUUUCAUUUCGGUGCCAUUAUCAGGACGUGAAUGUGUCUCGUUUGGAGCAAAACAGCUGGUCCCUGUGGGAAAACUCCAGCCAGCAAGUGCCACGGUGUAUGACUUCUAUGAACCAGCAAAGCGCUGCAGCACCUUCUACGGAGCGCCCAACAAGCCCCAGUUUGUGUCGGCCUUGUGCUCGGAAGACGUCUGCCAGUGCGCGGAAGGUGCCUGCCCCCGUUUGAAGCGAAGCCGUGAAGAGGCCAUUACGAAAGCGACUCGCAUGGAGUUUGCAUGUUACAGCCCCCGUGUGCAUUAUGGGCUACGGGUUCGAGUGGAGAAGGAGACUGAUGCAAGUGCCUUCCGCAUCUACGAAGCAAAGAUCUUGCAGCCCUUGCAGUACACUGCAGACGUGGGGGCCACCAUUAACCAGACCCGGCGUUUUGUGGUCCGUGCAGCCUGUCGGACGCGCUUGACCGAAGGCCAUGAAUAUCUUCUGAUGGGACGUGAUGGGGAAACUCGGGACCCUGAAGGCCGCCCCCAGUACCUGCUGGAUUUGAACUCGUGGGUGGAGGAGCUGCCAUCUCCUGGACACUGCGAGUCCACCAGGAAUCGCAACAAGUGUGUGGAGCUCCGGGCUUUCACCAGGGCCUACGCUGAGAGUGGCUGUCACGUGUGAGCUGGGGAACUGGAGUGGAAUCCCCUCACUCCAUCCCAGCCCUUGCCUCAAAAAAACGAAGCGGAGAUGUUGACUUUAUUUCCUGGUCUUUUUUUUUUUUUGGCCCUUCAACGCUUUGUUCCUGGAGGAUAAGGCCAAAGAUUUCCUGCACUGACUUCCUGCGUUUAAGAACUGCCUCUUCGGAUUAGGCCAAAGAGUUCCUGCUUCAAUAGAUGACAUCAGCUGCAUUCAAGUAACAGCCUGGUCACAGGAACAGCGAUUAUGAUUUCGGCCAAUGACACUUGUGUGCUAGUGAACGACUGGACUGAAAUCCGUUGUGGGGUUGUUGGGGUUUUUUGUAAUCUUUAUUUCAUCCUGUGGGAUUUGCUUUGAACUAGUUAUUACACCUGACGCAGUAUUUGCACUGUUUUAUUCACUAAAAAAC